ACACAUGUAUGCAAACACAUUUGCAGACACUGAUGUGUGUGUACAUACAUAUACAUGCACAUUCAUUGUUUUAUGUAUAUAUAAAUAUAUACACAUGUUCAUUAGACACGUUUGUAUAUCUGCAUAUUCACACACACACGCAAUUAUGUCCAGGUGUAUCUGUGCAUGAUGCAUUGCUAUGCAUAUCUGUAAGUUCACCUGAAUAUCUGAAGUACUAUUUAUGUUCAUAGAUAAGGUCCAGCAAAAAUAAAAAUACGUCAGCACACAUGCAGACACAUGCUCAUAUAUACACAUCUACAUAAGUAAUGAUGUAUGUGUAUGUGUGAUUAAUGUGAGAAGACAACAAAACUGGAUAUCUACCUCAUGGUUUAUUUGAGCUGAAAAGUUAGAGCUUCAUCAUCAUCAGCAAUGUCUUCUGCUGGCUAUGGAACCAUACCAAAACAGUCUGGAGGGCCCAACCUGAAUCUUUCAGGAAGAUUAGAUUUGUCUUACUUAAUGUCCCAGCGUGGAGUUCUGAAAGUGCUACAGAUAGUCUUCACUCUGAUUGCUUUCAUCUGUGCGUGUAUCAACCCCUGGUGGACACGUUGGGGUGGUGCAUGGGUGCAGUUUGUUGCUAUUGCUGCAUUUGCUUGGAGUCUCCUUUCUUUCUUCUUCCACAUCUGCCAUGCCUUCAGUAAUCAGAAUAUCCAUCGUUUUCAUGUAGCAGAAGCCAUACUCUACAGUAUAUUUACAAUAUGUUUGUUGUCUGCUGGUAUCAUUGCUGCAAUUAGAGCUUACAGCCGAAGUAGCAUAGUAGCAGCCACAAUAUUUACCAUUAUGUCUACUGUCCUAUAUGGUGUUGAAUCAAUUCUUCUAUUCCGUGACUGGUCAGAUAGUCGUGGCUCAAAUUCUUCAGCUGAAAGACCACAACCAACUACAUCAGAACCACCAAGUAAUCCCAAUGUAUAAGUUCCUCCAGUUGAAUCUCAACCUUUUUGUCUCCUUUUGUAAUAAAUAUAAUACAUUUUUAAAAAAACAUUUGAUAUAAUUUUA
Octopus bimaculoides (California two-spot octopus) is the source of this 1032-nucleotide messenger RNA. Its product is annotated as CKLF-like MARVEL transmembrane domain-containing protein 7. Gene Ontology annotation, cellular component: membrane. NCBI's taxonomy places the organism in Eukaryota, Metazoa, Mollusca, Cephalopoda, Octopoda, Octopodidae. The record is from RefSeq and is a predicted model, not a curated record.